AUGGCAAAGUUUAAUUUUCUUCUUUUGGCCAGUUGGGCCGCCAAGUUGGCUGCGGCCAAGGAUGUCUACCUGGAUUGGAACGUCACUUGGGUCAAUGCCUCUCCGGAUGGCUUUGAGCGCCCGGUGAUUGGAAUCAAUGGUCAAUGGCCCUGUCCACAGAUCGACGUGGACGUUGGUGAUCGUCUGAUUGUGGAUGUGCAAAACCACCUAGGGAACCAGUCUACCGGCAUUCACUGGCAUGGAUUCCACCAGUAUGGUACUGGUGUCAUGGAUGGAGCCACUUCUGUUACCCAGUGUGGAAUUCCUCCGGGGGAGCACAUGCAGUAUCACUUCGACAUUAACCAAACUGGAACAUACUGGUACCACUCGCACAACAUGGGCCAGUAUCCCGAUGGAUUCCGCGGCGCCCUGAUUGUUCACGACCCCAAGCCACCAUUCCAAUACGAUGAUGAGUUCACCAUCACCUUGAGUGAUUGGUAUCAUGACCAGAUGCCAGACCUGCUCGCCAAGUACCAGUCAAAAGAAAACGAGGCAGCUUUCCACGGCCAAGAACCACUCCCCAAUUCGGCAUUGAUCAAUGAUUCUACCAACACCAAGAUCAAGGUAAAGCCUAACAGAACGUACUUGGUGCACAUCAUUUGCGUUGGCAAUUGGCCAGGCCAUACCUGGGUCAUUGAUGGUCAUGAGAUGACCGUGGUUGAAGUAGACGGUGUAUACACCGAGCCUUAUGCUACCGGUGACAAAAAGCUUCGUCUUGCUACUGGACAGCGGACGAGCGUUCUCAUCCACACCAAGUCCGACACCAGCAAAAACUUUGCUAUUUGGGACAGCAUGGAUGUCAACAUGAUGUUCUUCAAUGAGGACCGGGCCAUCCCAGCGGGCUACAACCCCAAUGUCACCGCAUGGCUUGUAUAUGACGAGGCAAAGCCUCUUCCCCCGGCACCUGUUAUUGCGGAGUUGGACUUCGCGGAUGACGUUGCUUUCAUUCCCGCUGACCGCGAAGCUCUGCUUGAACCGGUCAAUCACCAGAUCAUUCUGGAUACAUCCUCCGCUGAAAUCAACGGCAUGCCUCGCUUCACUAUCAACAAUCAGACCUACCUGCCGCAGGAUGUGCCUACCCUCUACACUGCCAACACAGUGGGUCCGGAGUAUGCGUCAAACCCUGCAGUAUACGGUCAGGUUAACCCCUUUGUGGUGAAGCACAAUGAAGUUGUUGAGCUCGUUAUCAACAACCACCACAACAACUUGCACCCAUGGCAUUUGCAUGGCCACCAGUUCCAGGUUCUGCAGCGACCCGAUUAUGGCUUCUUCACCGGACAGUACUUCAAAAAUGUCUCGAAGACACCUAUCCGUCGUGAUACAAUCAUGGUUCAACCUCAGUCACACACCGUUCUGCGAUUCCGGGCUGAUAACCCUGGUGUGUGGCUGCUCCACUGCCACGUCGAAUGGCAUGUUGAGGCUGGUCUAAUGGCAACUAUCAUUGAGGCUCCCGAGACUUUCCCUCAGUCGGAGAACCCCCCGCCUAAGAGCCACUACAACGUGUGCGCCGCGUACCCGAAUCCCACUAGCGGAAACGCUGGUGGCAAGAAGGGUCUGGAUAUGUCGGGUUUCAAUACCCAAGUUCCCACUGAAGAUCACGGUGCUAUGUAUCCCGAGCCAGCUAAGGCCGCACCAGCUACUUCCCAGACUACUAAGGUUCAAGGGUCCGGAGCUCACAAGCCCGCUCCCCCAGCCCCGGCUCCCCAAGCUCCAGCCCCAGCUCCCCAUGUUAAAGCGGCAGCUCCUCAUGGGAAGGCACCAGCUCCUCAUGGUAAGGCACCAGCUCCCCAUGCUCCGGCUCCCCAAGUGGCUCCCGAAUAUCCUGCCCCUCACCCUGUGGAGACUAUUCCCGAGUACUCUCCCCCUCACGAUGAGCCCAUCUACGCUCAGGAGCACGACUCCAAGGGUCCAUGGCCUCAGUCCGAUGUUGACCAGAGCCACGGCCAAAUUGGCGAUGGGUCAGAUGGUCGCCCUCCUACCUACGGGCACACCGAAGACACCAAGGGACCAUGGCCUAACUCUCAAACUGAUGUGUCCCAAGCUCAAGUUCCUGACGGUGACGGCAAGCCUAUCGUCGCUCACACUGAUGAUACGAAGGGUCCCUGGCCUAAUUCCCAAGAGAACAACGAAUAUGUUCAGGAUGGGGACGAUGUCAUCCACCCUGCACCCGACUCUGGUCCCAAUGACCUGCCCAAGGACUUCCAGUACUGGGGACAGUACACGCAAUAG
Molecule: messenger RNA, 2268 nt
Organism: Penicillium pulvis
Lineage: Eukaryota; Fungi; Ascomycota; Eurotiomycetes; Eurotiales; Aspergillaceae
Gene: abr1
Product: multicopper oxidase abr1
Exons: 4
Coding region: 1-2268 (755 amino acids)
Biological process (GO): reductive iron assimilation; cellular response to iron ion starvation
Cellular component (GO): high-affinity iron permease complex
Molecular function (GO): copper ion binding; ferroxidase activity
Source: RefSeq, a predicted model, not a curated record